Molecule: messenger RNA, 1750 nt
Organism: Macrobrachium nipponense
Lineage: Eukaryota; Metazoa; Arthropoda; Malacostraca; Decapoda; Palaemonidae
Gene: DNApol-epsilon58
Product: DNA polymerase epsilon subunit 2-like
Exons: 12
Coding region: 84-1655 (523 amino acids)
Biological process (GO): DNA-templated DNA replication; error-prone translesion synthesis
Cellular component (GO): epsilon DNA polymerase complex
Molecular function (GO): DNA binding
Source: RefSeq, a predicted model, not a curated record
ACGUCCCCCUCCCUUCUAAACACGGGGUUGACAGACUGAAGUUUUGGCGCCAUCGAGGAACCUCUUUACUUCGAAAAGUCGUGAUGGCCUCGCUUAAGAAUCAAGUUAUAAACCUAUUUAAGAUGCACGGAUUAGCCAUCCGGAGUGAUGGAGCAAAAUAUCUCUGUGAACUUCUUGAACCGUUACCCAAAGAAGACCAUGAUGAAUGGAUUGAAAAAGUUAUAGAGGCUGUGCAGAAACUGCCAAUCAACAGUACAAUGAUUUCAAAGGACUACAUAUACAAAGCCGCUCAGGAAGUAAGUGUCUCAGAAAAUGAUGAUGAUGCCAUUCUUUUACAAAUGAUAGACACAUUCAAGAUUCCUAAACUAGUUUACAAUGUGGAGAGAAAGAAGUUUAUGCUGUCCUCAUUAGGUGUUAAAGACCUACACGGUGGAGCUCCUGACAAAGCUGCACUCUUCAGAUACAGGUAUACAACUGUAUAUCAGCGGGCGUGUAACCAUGAACUGUUCCGACGGCCUGCAGUUGAUAUUGUUCGUGAAGAAAAAUCAAGAAUUAGCUUGGUGAAGGUUGAGUUUCUUUUAGGUUCCAGUUCCCGCCAGAACAGUGUUGUGGUGUUGGGGCUUUUAACUCAGUUAGUUGAAGGCCGUCAUCACUUGGAAGAUGAUACUGGAUUUGUUCCUCUGGACUUAUCCAAAACAAGAUUUCACAAUGGUUUGUUUACUUACAAUUGUUUUAUACUUGUUGAGGGAUGGUAUGAAGAUGGAGUUUUGUAUGCUACUGCCGUUGGUCUACCUCCCCCUGAAGAUGCAAAUACCACAAGAGCAUACUUUGGUAACAUCAAUUAUUUUGGUGGGCCAGGAGAUACGUGUGCAAAGAAUAAUCUAAAACUCCAGCAGGCAGAACGUGACAAUAAAGAUGCCAUGAUGGUCAUGCUUUCUGAUGUGUGGUUAGAUAAAAUCAAGGUAUUAGAGAAGCUGAGGGUUUUGUUUAGCGGGUAUGCACAGUUUCCACCAACAGCUUUCAUAUUUUGUGGCAAUUUUUUGUCAGUCUGUCACAGUUCUCAGCAGGCAUCUGAUUUGAGGCAUGCCUUUUCUGCACUAGGUGACCUAAUUAAGGAGUUUCCACCACUAAUUGAAAACUCCAGAUUUAUUUUUGUUCCUGGACCAGGUGAUCCAGGUCCAAGUAAUAUAUUUCCAAGGCCUCCACUGCCAAAGUAUGUGACAGAAGAAAUACGAAAAAAAGUUCCUAAUUCAAGUUUUGUAUGUAAUCCAUGCCGAAUUCUGUAUUGUACACAAGAAAUUGUAAUUUUUCGUGAAGAUAUUGUUGCCAAGAUGUGUCGGAAUUGUGUUUACUUUCCAAGUAAUUCAGAUGACAUUCCUGCACAUUUUGCCAAGACACUUGUUUGCCAAGGACAUCUAUCUGCUCUGCCAUUACAUGUUCUACCCGUCUACUGGGGGAUGGAUCAUUGCCUGUCGCUUCAUCCUAGCCCUGAUCUCAUAAUUACUGCUGAUAAAGGAGAUGCCUUUACAACAACAUACAAUCACACAAUUGUGACUAAUCCUGGCUCCUUCUCAAAGACUGAUUUCUCCUUUAAAGUUUAUUUGCCUGCAGCUAAGCAGAUUGAAGAUAGCCAGAUUGGAGAUGAAGAGGAUUAAAGUUGCCAAAUUAUGAGCAAUUUAUCAUCUAUUUCUAGGUAAUAAGUAUUAUAAUUGUAUAUAUUUAUAUAUAUUUUAAUAAAAAAUUUUAAUGA